Messenger RNA from Penicillium chermesinum, 1983 nucleotides. Its product is annotated as fungal specific transcription factor domain-containing protein. Gene Ontology annotation, cellular component: nucleus. The transcript has a single exon. The coding region runs from base 1 to 1983 and encodes 660 amino acids. NCBI's taxonomy places the organism in Eukaryota, Fungi, Ascomycota, Eurotiomycetes, Eurotiales, Aspergillaceae. Gene Ontology annotation, biological process: DNA-templated transcription. The record is from RefSeq and is a predicted model, not a curated record. Gene Ontology annotation, molecular function: DNA binding; zinc ion binding.
AUGCAUAACCUUUUCGGCUACGAUAGUUCGUUCGAACUGACGGGCUAUUGGCAGAAUCUCUGCCACUAUGACUCUGAAUCGAAAUGGUGCCAGUCUGCACGAAGCCAUUCUGGUGAGAGCCGCCCUUCAGAAGCCAGCAGUGGCUCAAGUGGGAGACCACUUCUUGAAUCUGUAGAGCGGCACCAGGAGUGGUCUGGUGACAUCCACGAGAGAAUUCGAGACUUCGGAUACUCCAGCCAUGGCGUAAACCAUUCUAUGAGUCUAUUACGCACUGCCGAGCUGUACAUCCACCAGCCUCCCACUUCAUCUGGCUCCCGUACUGCGGCCCAGCCCUCCCAGAGUGAUGUAAACCGCAAGUAUAAAGAGCUGGUCCGUCAGCUGCCAUCACAGGCCUGCAUCGACAACCUGGCCCAAACGUUCUUCGCUGAAAUCAACUGGCAGUAUGCCAUAAUUGACGAGGGGUCAUUCAGAGACAGCCUAGCCGCAUGGAAAGAAAUAUCUUACUCGGACCUUCAAGAGGGAUUUGGAAGGUUGGCACUCGAGACCCUUGUAUUUCCGGCGCUACUGUUCCAAAUCCUUUCACAGGCCCUCCUUUUCCAUCCUCCUGAUGAAACGACUGAUAAUCUCAUCACUAUGCCUAAUAUGACCUACCAGGAUCUCGGAUGUGAAUACAGCGAAAGAGGGGCUGACUUGCUCGCACUGUUGGGCAAAAAGGAUAUGACAAUCUCGAUUGUACAAGCUGGUUUACUACGAGCUUCUUUCCUAAAAAGCAGCGGAAGAGUCGUUGAAGCGUGGCAUGUACUUGGGGCAACGAUCCGUGAUGCGCAAGAACUCGGCCUCCAUACCGGGAAGAUUGUUCCAGGUCAGUCGCCAGUGACCUUGAAACGCGGUGAACAUGCUGCUAGCCUCGUGGGCCACAGACUUUGGGUGGUUUUGCACAUCUGGGACAUCCACAUGGCUGUCGUCCUUGGCCGACCGAUUGCCACUAAUCUCCAAAUCGACCGCUUCGCUAUGACUGCUGAGGACGAAAAGGGGAGGGAAAUGUUCUUACAUUGGCAAACCGAAACUGAUCCUCCUCGACCUUUUGAUGUCAUUCUCGCCGGUUAUAAUGUGGCAUAUCGAUAUUUCCAGGACAUUCAUCUGAUAGACAGUAAUGGUGCCAGCCCGCAAGACUACCCCAUCGUUGAAAGAAUCCAUGAGGAGAUCAAGGGAAAUCUUGGACUUCUACCUUCUUGGUGCCGCUUGGAACGUCCAGAUACAAGGUUCGACCAAUUAGACGAGUGUCAAUGGCUCCCUGCUGCUCGAGACGGAUUAUCAUCCCUCAUCCACCUUGUCAUCCUCACACUUCACCGGCCCUUUAUAUUCUCUGUGGCGAGUAGUCGCACAGAGGCUCUCAAAGCCGGGAUAUCCAUUCUCCGGGCACAGGAACGAAUGUUCGAAAACUCAGAGCCACGCCAGCGCAAGGUAUUCAACCCAGUCUAUGCCUCUUUCGAUGCGAUUGUUCUCAUCGCCGCACUUUGUCUGGUCUUCCCAAACGAGAAUCAGGAGCGACAGGCAGAAUGUCUGGAUGUGGUCGCAAAAGGAAUCCAGAGGCUGGGCAUCAUCGGGCAAUCCAACGAUAUGGCUACAGUCGCUCACGGCGUGGUAUGCAGCUUGUACCAUCGCGUAAGGCAUCGUCUCGGCAUGUCUGACACGGUCGAAAAUAAUGGCGCAUAUUUGGCAAAUCCGUAUUCCACACCUCUGCACCGCGAUCCAGAUCUCUCCCGCCGGGCGCCCUCAGAGUUUCCUUUUGAGACCGUCCUACCUCCACGCCCAACACAUGACCUCUUUUUUGAACAAAUCUCAGUACCACAAAUGCCUUUCACAGACGCCACGAAUGAUUUGCCGUCACAUGCGUUUAUAUGUCCUACAGACAGGUGGAACUUGGAAGGUGACUUUGCAGAUGCGAGCUUUUGGAGCCUGCUGAACGAGCUCAACAAUUAA